Molecule: messenger RNA, 2048 nt
Organism: Nelumbo nucifera (sacred lotus)
Lineage: Eukaryota; Viridiplantae; Streptophyta; Magnoliopsida; Proteales; Nelumbonaceae
Source: RefSeq, a predicted model, not a curated record
CUUAACCCAAGUCGCCUUGAAGACUAGAAGUUUAUUGAGAAGGAAUUUGUGAAUUUCAUCACAGGAACUUGAACAUAGUAUUAUCAUUUGAGUGACAGAUCUUAGGUCCCCUGCAACAUAGACGAUAAAUCACAGCUUACACCAUUUUGACGGAGAAGAUCAGACAAGGCAUGGAAUACAUUAAAGGUCUGUUCGUCAACAAGAUCGACCGCUGCGAGCUCAAGGAGGGUGAUCACAUCUACUGCUGGAGAUCACUUUACAUCCACGCUCACCAUGGGAUAUACAUCGGUGACGAACACGUUAUUCACUUCUUCCCUACAGAAACAGAAGGAUUUUGGUCGGAUUUCUUGGGGUCCUACUGGAAUCCCUCGUGCAAGAAAUGUGACAAGUCCAACCGUGACCGUCAGGGAAUGGGAUCGGACAGGUUGGGGCAUCGAUGGGCUUUCUUCAGAACCAUGUUUUAGGCGAGGUAUUUAUGAUGGCCUUACGCGGUCUUGGCGACAUUUUCCAGAUCAAAGAAGUGGAAUCCCUCAAGGCCAUUCUGCAGAUUCUAAUUGAACCGGGAGAUCAGACGAUUCGGGAUGGUUUGGGGAGCAAACUUGUCGAGGAGCUGGGGCUUCGGAGUAACGUUGUAGAUCAUCUCAAACGUUUUAUUAGUGCGAAUGCCACCAACAUGCUUAUUGCUCUUCCACAUUGGUUGAAGUCUGGUCAGAAUGUCUUUCGUCCACUGAUUUUAAUCUACCAAUCGGAUAUUGGAAUUCACAAGGAUGUUCGUUCCGUUGACGUCGAGCAACUGGUUGUCGAGCUAAACCCGGUGGACUCAAAAGCAGUAGUUGUCUUCGAUGGGGUCGGAACCGACAGGGAGCAACAUAUUUCUGAGUCAAAAGCAACUAAGCCAAACGUAGGAGGCAAGCCUGAUUGGUGUAAGAGAGGUGAGGUGGAGGGGGAGCAACUAAUUGUUGAGCGAAAGCCGGUGGAGUCUGAACCAAUUGUCCAUGGGGUUGGAACUGACAGGGAGCAACGUAUUUCAAAAGCAACUAAGCCCAACGGAGGAGGCGAGGCUGAAGAGUGCAGGAGUUGUGAGGUGGAGAUGGAGUAACCAGUUGACGAGCUAAAUCCGGUGGAGUCAGAAUUAAUUGUAGAAGAAAGUGUGCUGGUACAACGUUUCAAAUCAGUCCUCCAUGUUAAACAACAACAGCCGAUAAGAGCCACGAGUUCGGAGGUUAGGGAGGACUCUGAUUGGCAAACCAAGAUGCUCUCGACCUGAUCUUCCAACGAUGUCCAUGGAUCUAUAAAAAUGAUCUAGUGAUCAUCCAACCGUGUGAGGCCAACAGACCGACGGAUUCAUAUGAUCUCAACUUGGUUGAUUUCUGGGUUCAGUUCUACGGUCUGCCAUUGGAGUACCUGACCAUCCCUAUGGUUGUGAACAUCGCUUCCAUAAUUGGAAACCCUAAAUCCCCGCCCCUCGAAGAAGCAGAAAAAUGGUGCAAAUAUGCUCGUAUGAGGGUCACGAUCAACGUUGACAAUCCACUCCCCAACAAGGUCUCUGUUACUCUCCUCAAUAAUGUUGACAUUGAAGUUACUGUUAGAUAUGAACAACUGUCUCGGUUAUGUUUCUUCUGUGGGCGCCUAGGGCACGACGAACAAGGCUGCUCCAUUCUUUCUGAACUUGGCCAAGCAAUUGAGAAUAGCAAAUCUGAUGUGGAAAAGCAACAACCGGUUGCACUUCUCAAGUUCCAUUGUGAUGACUCCAUACUUGCAGCAUCUCCGGCCUGAAAACUGAGCUCCAAACCAGAAAUCACCGUGCGGCCUUAUUGUCCCCAUCUCAAUCCCUUACCAGAUACCUUCAGCAGCAAGCAACAAAGAUCAUGCAGUUUGAUGAUGUCCCUGAUAGGCGUUCCAAGCUUCCAUGGCCUAAUUAAUCAAGGCCACGUAGAUCCCAUGCAUACCACGGUUGUGAAUAACCACUAAUCUUUUAGUUAUUUUUCUUUGUAUGUCUCGAGAACUCUGUAAAGUGAUAGACAUAAUAUUCUAUAUCAUAUUUUUUU